AUGAACCGGGCCAAUAACCUGGAUGCCCGGUUCGAUAAAGUACAACAAGAUUUCUAUAGGGAAAUAUAUGGUACUAAAAGUCAGUCAGCCAGGUGGAAAAAGUGUGUCGACUAUGUUAAUAAUAACAUGGGUAUGGCAGUAAGCGCGCUGUAUGUUCAGGAACAUUUUAACAGCGCCAGUAAGGCUAAGCUACACUUUGAAAGUGACAAAUACUUUGAAAAUGUUAUCGGAUUUCUGCGAAACUCCACUAAUAAGACACAAUCAAAACUGUACGAUGAGGUUGACCGGGAUAAGUGGACAGUAGUACCCAGUGUUGUGAACGCACACUACCAUAGAUAUAGGAAUCUAAUGAGCUUUCCUGCGGCUGUACUCCAGUCUCCGCUGUUUAACAAAGACUAUCCAAACUCAUUGAAUUAUGGGGCUAUCGGAUCGAUUGUGGGACACGAGUUAACCCAUGGUUUCGACUCAAACGGUCGCCACCACGACUCCAAUGGCAAUCAGCGGCUCUGGUGGCACCCAAACACCAUCGACCGGUUCAUCGCUAAGUCCCAGUGUAUGACCAAUCAGUACAACAACUACACGGUUAGAGUGAUGGGAGAGGACCAUAAGAUCAAUGGUAUCCUCACGUUAAGCGAAGUAUGA
Molecule: messenger RNA, 642 nt
Organism: Oppiella nova
Lineage: Eukaryota; Metazoa; Arthropoda; Arachnida; Sarcoptiformes; Oppiidae
Source: the annotation of a GenBank genome assembly